GUAACCCAGGUUACUAGGCCUUAAACAUGAGAGAUAAUACAUUUUAAAAAAUAUGGUAGUAAAAACUAAGGGUUAACUGUAGUUUAUUAAAAAGGAGACAUUAAGAUAAAAUAGGUCACUGUUGUUACGAUAUAUGAGAGAAAAUACGAGAGAAGACAUACAACGGAUAUAUUGAUCUGUACUGUAUACAUGGUUCAUCAUUUUCAAUCCAAUCAUUGUGAUGUCGUUCUUUUCUAUUUUCCAUUGUCUUUCUUUGACAUUUGAUUGAAAUAGGCCUUUAGUUCAUGUGAGACGCACGUGAUAGCGACAUGAUAGAGGUAACGAGCCAAUCAGGAUUCAGCCUCGCUGUGUGAUCCAAGAAAUAAAGGCCGUGAUGACAGCUAGCAGAUGGACUAGAAGGAUUAACUUUGACAUUGUGCUGCUAAUUUUCCUGAAAAAAACCCAUAAUGUUCUUACUUUUACUGUGAAAACAGAAGUUCCACCACUGAGAUAUUAUUUGUGUGUGUUGAACCGACCGAAGGAUUUAGCUGCUGUGCACAGUGUUAUUCCGAAGGACAUGGAAGAAGAAUACAACAGCGGGAAAACUCCUAACGGUCCCAGCCCCGCCCAACAACGUUGCCAUGGCCGGAUCUUUUCUUUUGUUCUGUGUUUUGGAGUUUAAGGAGAAGAGAAAAGAUGUCGCCUGCUGCCCAGCGGAUCAAACGAUCCUGAUCCAAGUUGAUCUGUGACUUUUCUUCUUGGUUCUGGGAGCAGAAUAAACACAAAGGAGACACAGAUUCACAAGAAAGUUCUGCUGGGGUUGAAAAAGGAAGUCGAGAUAGAAGAAACUCAGCGGUUUCCUGCUGCUGCUGCUUAUUCAGCCUGGCUGACUGUGAUCACAGCAAAAUGGAGUCAACAAUGGAACUUAGAAGAAAAGAAAGACGAGCAUCAUGUUUCAGAAGAGCAGCCAGAAGAAUCAGGAGGGUCCUGUCCAGGAUCUGCAGAGAUAGUUCUCCUUCUCCCGUUGGUCAUUGUAACACUAGACGCACCUUCAAUGAAGAGAACUGUUUAGAAGGAAGUUCUGCUUAUUUCCCUAUUUUAGGAACCAAGAGACCCACGAGCUGCUCCUAUUAUGAGUCUUCUGUACACCUGGACAGUAGUUUUGUCUUCAAUGAUCUUGACCUCUAUGCUACACGUCGGCCUAAUUCUAGAUGCCAAGAUAAAUACACCAACAUGCACGUUUCUUGGAAUCCCCCAGACACUGCUAAAUCUCUCCAUGUCCCCAAAUUUGCACCGGCGCAACUUCCUGUGAUUAGAGGUGUUUCCCUACCCCAUCAAAGUCAUCAUCGAAACAGAAGCACAACUGAUAUGAAUGACUCAACUGACCGUAUCGGCUCUUGGUACCGAGCAAUAACUGCCACUCUUUCCUCAGGCAGCCGUGCAGUCCGACAGUACCAAUCAGGACCCCAAACUGUCUGCACUGAAGGCAGUGGAGUACAAGAUGCAUUUGAGCAGUUGUCUGUGCAGUCUGAGAGCGUGUCAGCAGGUGACAGUGACUCCCUGGUUAAAAUGGAGGCACUUGUUACAGCUGUGAUCUCCUCAGUCACAAACACCCAGCCGACCCGUCCUCACCUCCAGCUGUCCUCAGAUCCUGGUUGGAGUCAAAGAGGCUCCAGCUGUUUGCCUCGUUCUCACAGCGUUCCCUCACUGAGUCAGAGAAGCUGUGCAGAGAACCAGACCUUCAGACCAUCACAGAGCUUACCUGACAUGCUGUUAAAAAGCAGCUUUGAGGAGUUCACACCUGAUAUCACUGUUGAUGAGGACGAUGAAAGCUACCGGUUCCUGUGCUCCUGCCCGGGCCUGUACCAGUGCAGUGUGACGGGCCUGGUGUUCCACAUGGAGGGAGAAGGGGACGUGGUUUACAGGAUUGUCUCUUGGGACAGGAGGCUACUGGCCCAACAUCACAAGAAGCCUGCAGGACCCCUGUUUGACAUCAAAUGUCAGCAGAAGUCUGUGUGUCGGCUUCAUCUCCCACACUGUGAGAUCCCAUCCACAGCUGGAUGUCAGUUCUUGUCAGUCGCUCACCUGAAUGAUGAGGGCAUCGAGUUCAUCGCCCCUCAUAAGGUAACAGACACUCAUGUGAUCAUCAACAUCUCAGGGUUUUCUGGUUAUGGUAACAUCAAGGAUGACGACUCACCAUGUUUCCCAGUCCAAGCGCUGGUUCUGCUGUUCUACAGGCCUGCAUAUGAUCCCGAUCUUGAAUCCCUCCUCAAUGUGUUGAUCCUACCAGGUAACGUCUCGGUCCGAGAUGUGCGACGCACCAGGAAGAGCUUAGUAGGAGAUGAGCUCUACAUAGAGACGUCCUCACACUGUAAACUGCUGCCAGGGCAGGAAUACACACUGUCCACUUGUCCUGAAGACGACUCGGUUCUAGUUCAGCCAACAACAGCAGAAUUUGACAGUGACAACUAUGACAACUACAUCCCAUCAUUCCAGGUGGAUUUGGAGAAAAUCCUGAAACAUAUUAAACUGUUUCUGAGAGACACCAACAGACACAGUGUCUGGGAGAGACGAGUUUGUCUUUCAUCAGCUGGACUAACAAAGUCCUGUGGACAGAGCGCUCUGAAUCUGCCUUCACACCAGAAGCUGUUUGACAUACGCAGCAGCUUCAUCGAGGGGAUAUCAGGACCUGUUCUCAAGAGUCUGCUGGACAAACUGUUUGAGAAAAAGGUUCUGAUUGAUUCUGAGAGGGAGUCAGUGGACGAGAUGCAAAACAGAGGAGACAAAGCUCGUUUAGUUAUCGACACAGUGAGGAGGAAAGGUGAAGCUGCCAGUUCAGAGAUGAUCGAGUUCCUCUGUGAGCUCGACCCGUUCCUCUGUGAACAUCUUGGCCUGAUCUGAAGCUGAAUGAACAGCUAGAAACAAAGUGUAUUAGGAUCGUACCAAAUGUAAGAAUUGUACCUUAUGAAAUGUUUAGCAGAUGGACAUACAGCAUGAGAGCUAAUGAGAACAGAGUACAGCUGGUGGGUUAAACUGAGUUUCCUGUUGAAGAGGAUGUGAACUAGUUCAGGUGCUUCGGGGGAAUCUCCCGUCUGUUAUAGGCUGAACCUGAGAGGAGACCUGAGGAGGUGUGGAGCCAUCUGCUGGUGCGUUCAGAGACUGUUCUCCAGGUGUAUCGAAUAAUCUCCUCAGCUGAUGGACGUUGUCAUGGAAAUUAAAUCAUUUUAAAUGUGUAUUUUUCAAAUUAAGCACUGCUUAUGUAGGUGAACUUCCCCCUUUCCAAAUCUGGAGACACAACAGCAGCUAAUCUUCAUCCUGGUAUGUUCACUAUUGACACAGAUUUGAUUUUGUUAGCGUGGGAUUUUUGUGGCUAAAUGAAGAGCGUUCAUGAUGUAUGUGUCUCAUUAAAGGAGCAUUCUGUAGUUUUAAGGAAGAAAAUGUUCAUGAGAUGAGAGAUUUCCACUGACUGAUCUUUUCUGCCAAAACAAACUAAAUAAACUCUCUUCAUUUUCAAACAAAACUAACCUUAAAAGGAUGACACAAUAUAUGCCGUUUUAUUUUGUUUAUAUGUGGUAGAUUAGUGCUGUAAAUAUUUAAAAAAAUUCUGAGUUUUUCUACGAACUAUAGCGCCCCUUUAAACUGCUGAACUCAAUGAUUCAUUCUGACCCUCCAGUGUUUGCUAUUCUGUCCCCUUUGUCCGUUUGUUUCUGCUGUUUAACUAUUUUUGUUUUUACAUAACUUGUUCAUACUUUUAUCUCUGUCAGUAUUGAUUGCUUCUGUUCACCAGUGUGUGACUGUUUCAGGUGUUUUUAAUGUCUCCCUCACAAUAAAGACAGGGCAACAAACUCCUCGUGGUUUGCAGUAAGUGAAAUCACACAUAAACUGAAGUACUCUCUCAUCCAGAAUGUGGCCUAAUUAUUGAAUAUGAAAGUGCGAUAUGUAUGAAUUUGAGUUGAAACUUAUCAAAAUUAUCAAGAAAAUGUGAAGAAAUUACAGUUUUGAUUGUGUAAAGACCAACAUUCUCUUGGUGCUCCGAGCUCCCAUCCCAUCUCUGUGACU
Molecule: messenger RNA, 4038 nt
Organism: Acanthopagrus latus (yellowfin seabream)
Lineage: Eukaryota; Metazoa; Chordata; Actinopteri; Spariformes; Sparidae
Product: NACHT, LRR and PYD domains-containing protein 1b allele 3-like
Exons: 4
Coding region: 886-2880 (664 amino acids)
Biological process (GO): regulation of apoptotic process
Source: RefSeq, a predicted model, not a curated record